Molecule: messenger RNA, 3873 nt
Organism: Galleria mellonella (greater wax moth)
Lineage: Eukaryota; Metazoa; Arthropoda; Insecta; Lepidoptera; Pyralidae
Product: mitochondrial potassium channel ATP-binding subunit
Exons: 14
Coding region: 133-2223 (696 amino acids)
Biological process (GO): transmembrane transport
Cellular component (GO): membrane
Molecular function (GO): ATP binding; ABC-type oligopeptide transporter activity; ATP hydrolysis activity
Source: RefSeq, a predicted model, not a curated record
UACUAAAAAAAAAAAAAAAAAAGGAGUUUCCGUGAAUUUUCAGCUAAAAUUACAUAAAAUUGGUUCUUUAAGAAUUAAAUAAUGCCUUUUUAGCUUAUCCAUACUUUAAUUAUAAUAUUUAAAUUGUAAAACAUGUGGCAAUUACUACAAUCACAGUUAUGUCAAGCCUCAAGGCAGAGGUUAUUAUUAACAAAGUGUAAUGGGUCUUUUAUGAAUAUAUUAAAAAAUAAGCCAACAAAUGUAUAUCAACGCUACAUUUCUGAUGUAAAGAGAACUGUGGAAAAUGGUGCAAAGUCCAAUGUUUUAUUAGUUUGUAGUCCCUGGAAGCUCUGUACCGGUGUUAGUUUAGGCUUAGCAGCUCGUUUAUUAUUAAAUAAUAGCUCUGUGUUGUGUAAAGCGCAGAAUUCUAGGUUAAUACAAAGAAGAUCAAACAUACAUAGUGACAAUGCAAAAUUUGACUGGAAAAGGUUUCUAGAGUACUUAAAACCUCAUAAGUGGCUGCUAGCUGCUGCUGUGGCGUCAGCUCUAGCUGUGGCAUUUUUAAAUGUGUACAUUCCGGCUAUGCUUGGUGUGAUUGUCAAUGUAUUAGCCAAUAUGAAGACCAACCCCAGUGCAGACUUUAUUGAGGAGAUAAAGUUGCCAGCAUUGAAAUUGAUAUCUUUGUAUAUAGGACAGGCUGCCUUCACAUUCCUGUACAUUCAUUUGUUGGCACAAGUCGGUGAAAUGGUUGCGGCUCAAAUGAAACAAGACCUCUUCGUGUCCAUACUACAGCAGGAUAUGGCGUUUUUUGAUCGCGAGAGGACUGGCGAACUUGUUAAUAGAAUAACUGUUGAUGUACAAGACUUCAAAAGUUCAUUUAAACAAACUAUAUCUGGAGGAUUAAGAGCAAUAACACAGGUUAUAGGUUCAGCUGUGAGUCUACUAAUCAUCUCUCCACACUUGACUGGCUUGACGAUGAUAUGCGUGCCGUCAGUAGUCAUUGGUGGGACGUUUAUCGGCUCUUUAUUGAGGAAGCUUUCAAGAGAAGCGCAAGCGCAGAUAGAAAAAGCAACAUUGGUAGCUGAGGAGGCGAUAUCUAACAUGCGUACAGUGCGCGCGUUUGCGGGCGAAGAAAAUGAAGCAGAGAUGUUUGCGCGGGAAAGCGACGCCGCCGCCGCCCUCAGUAUGGAGUUGGGACUUGGCGUCGGUCUGUUCCAGGCCGGGACUAAUCUAUUUCUCAAUGGGAUGGUGCUGGCCACGAUGUUCCUCGGCGGUCACCUGAUGUCUUCAGGCCGUAUGUCGGCCGGUGACGUCAUGGCGUUCCUAGUGAACGCGCAGACCGUGCAACGGUCCGUAGCGCAACUGUCGCUACUGUUUGGCUCUGUGGUGAAGGGAAUCAUCGCCGGAGGACGAGUAUUUGAGUAUAUAAAUAAGGUACCACAAAUGGACACAUCUGGCACAAAGAUAAUCAAGUACCACGAACUUCAUGGAGACAUUGAAUUUAAAGACGUCACAUUCGCUUAUCCUACGCGGCCUGAAGCCACGGUAUUGAAAAACUUCAAUCUAAAAAUACCUGCGGGUAAGACGGUCGCCAUUGUGGGCACGUCGGGUAACGGGAAGUCCACAAUAAUAGCUUUGUUGGAAAGAUUCUACGAUGUAAACAGCGGUGAAGUGACGAUAGAUGGGGUCAAUAUUCGAGAUUUGGACGCGAAAUGGCUCCGGGGACGGGCCCUCGGUCUGAUCAGUCAGGAGCCGGUGUUAUUUGCAACCACAAUUAAAGAGAAUAUACGGUAUGGAAAACCAGAUGCUAGUGAUGCUGAGGUAUAUAACGCAGCGAAAACAGCUUUUGCCCACGACUUCAUCUUGAAUUUCCCCGACGCAUACGACACGAUGGUUGGCGAACGUGGGGUGGCUCUCAGUGGUGGGCAAAAACAAAGGAUAGCUAUAGCCAGAGCUGUGUUGAAGAACCCGCCCAUACUAAUAUUAGAUGAAGCUACAAGUGCUUUGGAUUCUGCGAGUGAACAAGUAGUACAAGCGGCGUUGGAGACUGCGGCUCGUGGCCGAACCGUGCUGUUGGUCGCGCACCGUCUUUCCACUGUUCGUGCUGCAGAUCUUAUUCUCGUGCUCCACGGGGGAGUCAUUGUAGAGAUGGGCACACAUGAACAGCUGAAGAAGCAGAAAGGUUUCUACUGGAACCUGAUUAGGCAACAGGACCAAGACACCGAAAGUUCCAGACUCUUAUGAAAUUAAACUAAGUAGGCGUUUGCUAUUUAGUGAAAUUUGCUUUAUACGUUAAUGCCCAUGCUUAGUUAGUUUUAAAUAACUAAUUAUUAUAUUAAUUAUUGUAUACAAUAGUAAAAUUAUUGAAAUCCUUUUAAUAGAGUGUUCUCUCAGUGAAAUCGAAAGUUUUCUCAAAGAAUUAUGGGUCACAAAAUACAAAAAAAAAUUAAGGUGGUAUUAAGCAUUCAGCUGUCAAAUUAGUACAGAAAAUUUAAUGAUUAAAAUGAACGCAGCUGUGUCUGCGUGGCUGUGUUUCGGUUUGAAAGACGGAUAUGGUACUGAAAUUGCAGGAUACGUAGUUAUAACAUCUUAUUCCUCAGGAAUGGCAACUCAUAUGGGGUUUCACUUUCAAUCAGUUGUGCCGUUAGCUUAUUUGCCAUUCUAAGAGUCAAAAAAGGUGUAUGUAAAUCUUAUAACAUUACCAAUUAGCAUCAUCUCUGGUUUUAAUUUUUUUUUAUAAUAUGAGAAAUAUAUAAAUCAGCAGGAAAAAUUUACUUUUAAAUUUUAUUAUUUAUUUCUGCAUUCUAAGAAGUAUAGAUACUUUAAUAAUAUCAAUAAUAUUAAAAAAAAAAAGUAUUACAUCACCUUGGUGAUAGUGGUGGGUUUUUUAAUGUUUGAAAAAAAAAUCAUGUUUGACCUCAAUUUUUUCAGAAAUAAGUAUAAGUCUUUUAUUUUCUUAUUUCAGUUUCAAGGCACUAUUACAAAUAUGCUCCACGCUUAGAUUAUUUCUUGAUGGAGUAUCGACCGUAAAAAAAAAACUUUCAAAAAUAUUUAUUUCUUAAAAAUAAACUUUUUUUUUUUAAUAAUAUAAACUUUGCCAUUAUUAUUAGUGUUGCAACUAAUGACUAUUAUACUUUGGUAAUUAAUUGAUGAAUCGCAAUAAAGCAUGUAGUCUAUGAUACAAAUUUACUCAUACAAUAAAAAAAAGAAAUAUUUGGUCUUUUAACGAUGACAUAAACUUUUACAUUUUAUUGAUCUGUUUCCAUUACGAAGUUCUUUGUUUUUUCUUCUGUGUUUAUGAUGCAGUAUACCGCUUUUUGUGGACCGUGUUUUUUUUUUUUUAAUUAAAGGCCAUUUUCCAACAGAUGGGCAAAUUGCAUAAAAAAAUGUGUUGAUUUCAUAUUCCAUACUAUUUAAGCUUAUGACUCUGCAUUUCUUUGCAAUAUUAAAGGUUAAGAGUACAGAAUACAGUCGAUAUAUUUGAUAGUUUUGACUAAUUUUUUUUUCUUUUAUUUUCUAUUCUAUUUUAUUUUUUGGUAAUUUAAUAUGUACCUAAGUGUAAGUUUCAAUUUGUAUUAAGGAAAAUGUUCACAUUGUUUUUAUAUGAGUGAACUCAUCUCUAUAUUUGCUUUUAACUAAUUUUAAAAUGAAAUUUUAUUUAUAAUUAGAUUCUAAUAACCACAGUUACCGAACCAAAUAGGAAAUCUAUGUUUCACUUUUAUUUGUAUAGGUAUAAAGUUUAUAAUAUAUUACAGAAUAAUAUGUGUAAAUUAAUUAUUUAUUUUUUAAUAUACUGUGUAAAGAUUAUAUACAUCUUGUAACAUAUUACUUUUUAAAAUUAUGUAUUUGUAAUACAUAAUAUGGUAUUUAUGUACUAUUUUUAUUUUGUCGCAA